This is a messenger RNA of Lentinula edodes (shiitake mushroom), 963 nucleotides long. RefSeq lists its product as uncharacterized. Bases 390 to 734 code for a protein of 114 amino acids. NCBI's taxonomy places the organism in Eukaryota, Fungi, Basidiomycota, Agaricomycetes, Agaricales, Omphalotaceae. The transcript has 2 exons. The record is from RefSeq and is a predicted model, not a curated record.
UAGAACAACUUAUAUGGAAAUUCUUCGGUUUGAGCGCGCGCCUUAAGCCAUUUACAUAAGUUACAAUAGAUUAUAGUGACAGUCCACUCGAAUUUACUCCAUUUUGAGGACUUACAGUCCUCCUACGGUGUUGCUUGAGUGCGUCCGCACACAUCAGACGUGAUGUGUCGUGAUGUGUGUAGCGUAAACCCUGUUCCUAAACGGAACCGUACCAGUUCAUUCACCUCCCCGUACAUGUAAUGAUCGAACGACCAUAAAGCCCAGACCAAUUUAUUGAACCACUGAUAGAAGUAGACUUUCGCGAUAUUUGGAUCCAGUUGGUCCAGCUUUCUCAUUUUUUGGAUCCCCCGCCACCAGCCACAGGAUGUUUCACUCCUCCACGAGGUCGCAUGUUUGGUUUCACGGGCUCACUAUCUGAGUCCCACUCUUCUUCCUCAAGGUCCUCUUUGUUUCUGCUAUCAGUUGCACCGUCAAUUUCUCCAGCCGCUUUGACGUUUGAGGCAGACUCUACAGUGCUUGCGCUGACCUCAGACAGCUUGACACUGCCUGCAGAUUCAACAUCCGAAGCUGAUUUGACAGUAUCAGCGGAGGGAACGCUCGAGGCUGAUUUCACUGUGGAAGCUGGCUCAACGGUCGAGGCCGAUAUGACGCUGGUCGAGGCCGACUCAGGUAGUCCUAUGUCUUUCGGUCUUCAAGGGAUGUUAGGCAGAGGGCAUAUCAAGCCCAGGAGAUAAAUACCUGUCAGACUUGUCCAUGUUAUUGAAAGGGAGAUAACUGGGAGAUAAAAAGAAACGGGACUAUGGAACUGAGGAUACAUAUACGGGCAAAACAAGCGCGCGUUUAGUUGUUCAAUGUUUAACGCUAGGUAGUAUCAUUGACGACAACAGCGGAGACGGAUACAGUAAAAAGAGGAACACGCGUUGGCUCAUGGUUCCAUAAUUCCAUUUCUGUCCGACGAGCGUC